CAGAAUGCAGUUAACAACGUAGCAGCGGAAGCUGUUUCGACCUCAAUCAUGGAUUCACCUAUCUGACACUGAGCUGUGGAUUUGUUUUUCUCAUAGUUGCUAUGUAUUGCGUGACUAUCUAUCAGAUCCAUAAUCACCGUCGGAAAAUGUGAUAUAGCGACUGGAGACAGUGCAGCGUUGAGCUCGGUAGCCUGCCUACCUUCCUUAUCUACUCUAGUUGCGUACUGGGGAUAGGCUAUAUGCUCGGUCUGUCCGUACGUCCGUGUGCCUCUUUCGGUGACUGGGACAUAGUUGAACCGCACUACUCGACUAUUGUUGGAUAAAUGACUUAUGAAAGUCUCUUCGAGUUCAGUGGACAGAGCCAGCGGCUGUAUGGGAAAUGAACGUGCCCGGGAAACAGCAACCUGAACUGUUAGAGCGACCAGCCAGCCUCUUGGUUCCAACUUGGACAAAAGCUGGAAUUGCCCUGCUGUAUAACAAGGAGACCAGUAAUACUUAUGAUGUUCGUCUGAAGCUGACAAAAGAGGUGUUGACCAUACAGAAGCUGGAUGUGGUUUGCACGAGAGGGGGUGACCCACAAUUAAAUCACAGAACUGUCGUUCUCCGAAGGCAGGCUGCUGGAGGUCUGGGUAUCAGCAUCAAAGGGGGUGCUGAGCAUAAAGUGCCUGUGGUCAUUUCAAAGAUGUUUAAAGAUCAAGUAGCAUACCAAACCGGAAAGCUAUUCGUUGGGGACGCUAUGUUACAGAUCAACGGUAUCAAUGUCGAAAACUGUAGUCACGAAGAAGUUGUUCAUCUCCUGCGGACUGCUGGGGAGGAGGUCACCAUCACUGUGCGGUACCUCAGGGAAGUUCCAUCUUUUCUAAAGCUCCCAUUGGGCUCUCCUGUACCAUCCGCUGGUCAAAGAGUCUCUUCCCCACUAUUUGACAGUGGUUUACAUUUAAAUGGGAAUUCUAGCAACACAGCUCCAUCCUCGCCCUCCAAACCCUCGGCUAUUGAACCAAAGUACGAGAAGCGCUGGCUGGAUGCGGUGUCCCUACCCUUGUUGAUGGCCCGAGUCUCCAGAUACAAAGCCGUAACGGCUAAAUUGAGGUCGAACAGCUUUGAAGUCUGCGCCUUAGAUGGAACGAGCACCAAUAUUCUACAAUUUUGCACUGCAGCAGAAAGCAUUGACUGGCUGCAAGCAAUAGCAACCAAUAUCAGUGAUUUGACACUGGAGAAUAUGAAAAUGAUUAACAGAUAUUGCUCUCCGGAUGAUCAGAUUGUCCACAUGGCUUGGGUGUGUGAAAACCCUCAAAAUGAUGCUGGUCCAUCAAGUACCUUCAAGUUCCUGGCGUUGAGAGGCCCUUCGCUCUACAUCUUCAGGACUCCUCCUGUUAGUGGAACAGACUGGGGACAAGCUGAAACUAUGUAUACCCUCUAUGAGGUUCUGUUAAAGGUUCACAAGCUAUGUGUGACGGAGGACUGUUGGAUCCAGGCCAAGUUCUACCUUGGUCUCCAGCAGGAUGAGGAUCUGCAGGACGGAGAGCCUUUCUGUUUCAGUAUCCUGGUCGGCCACGGCCAGAGUCACACCUUCAGUGUGGAGAUGACCUCUGACCUCGCCGUGUGGGAGAAGUCCUUCCAAAGAGCCGUCUUCAUGGAGGUGCAGAGAGUAGGGUCAAAGACCUACAUGUGCAGCAGCCAGAGUAAAGUACUGUGUUUGACCAUAGACUUUGGAUCUGGCUUCACUUGUUCUGAGAGCUCCUCGAAGAGUAUAUUAUGGAGAUACAAAUUCUCUCAACUGAAAGGCUCCUCUGAUGAUGGGAAAACAAGGGUGAAACUCCUCUUCAAGAAUGCUGAAAACAAACAGAUCGAGAUGAAGGAGCUGGAGUUUGGCAACCUGACAGCAGUCCUCCAUUGUAUUUCUUCCUUUAUGGCUGCCAAAGUGGCCUCUGUGGACCCGGUCUUUGUCAAGUGUCAAAGCAUCUCUGGAAAGUACAUGAGUUAAGACACUUCCUGGUGUUGUCAUGUACAUUUUAGUCACAUAAGCUAAUCGACUAUUUUAUGCACAUUCAAAUGAUAUGUAUUUCUUGUUCCUGUUAUUUUUGUAAGGCUCUUAUUACAUAAGAAGAAAAAAAAUAUAUAUAUAAAAAAAUUAAAAAAACAUCUGACUGGAAGUAAAGGAUAUUUAUAUUUGCAUUAAUUGGUUGGUAUUGACAUUUGAGUAUGAAUAUGCUUAAAGAUUGUUUCAUUUUAUCCAUGUAGAAAAACAUCUGUCACAAAAAAAAUGGUUUCUACGUUUGUUCAUGUGUGUAGACACGGCACAGUUUUCAAUUCAUGCGUAGAUGCAAGUUAACUUAAAAGCAGAACCGAUAAAACAGAACUGUUGUACUGUACUAAAUCAACACACAUGCAAACAUUUGUGAAUGUUUAUUCUGCUGGGCUAUACGAUCUCUGGUUCUUCACUUAUUCCCAGAACUGCAGCAAGACUACAGAUGCCGUGGCUGCAGCAUGAUUUUGGGGGAAAAGAGUGUCUGAUGAGUGUGUGUUGAGGCCCGCAAAUGCGGGGCUUGGAGCAGGCUUUCAUGACCACAGAGGGUAUUUUAGUUUUUAUUUCAGUGUAUACAGUCACUGAUAUGCUCCUUUACCAAACGGUGGCAGGACAAACACUGUUGGAAGAAGAUAUAGACUUAUUGUAGCAGUGGUAUCUCAGUGUAUCUGUCAGGUGGUUUAAAAAUGUUGCUUUCUGAAGUUAAAUUAACAUUUGUUUUUACGCUUUGUAGUCCCUUACUUUGUAUGUAGCACUGACAGUCAUUACAAAGCUUACAAAUAUAUAAAUGUUUAUAUUUAUAUUCCCUCAGCCUCUUGUUUUCUUUUAUAUUCCAAAAUAAAUCCAAGAAUCAUUCCUC
Oncorhynchus mykiss (rainbow trout) is the source of this 2885-nucleotide messenger RNA. RefSeq names its product gamma-2-syntrophin. Gene Ontology annotation, molecular function: protein binding; structural molecule activity. The record is from RefSeq and is a predicted model, not a curated record. Gene Ontology annotation, cellular component: intracellular anatomical structure; dystrophin-associated glycoprotein complex. Lineage: Eukaryota; Metazoa; Chordata; Actinopteri; Salmoniformes; Salmonidae.